AUGACGUAUGAUUUUUACAUAGCUGAUACUUUCACCAAUUUGAUCAGCUUUGCAAAAUUAAUGAAAGAGAAAUUAAAAGGAAAAAACAAUAUUAUUAUCAUUGAUCAAAAUAUAUAUGAUAAUGAUGAUGCUGAUAAUGAUAAUGAUAUUGUCAGAGAUUAUGAUGACUUCAAAGAAAAUUUUGAAUCUUUAUUUAGCAGGUUUAAUGCAUCAGAAAAUAUGUAUAAUAAUGACAAUUUAGAAAUGCCUAUUAUUAAUUUUAAUGAAGGAUUUAACUAA
Molecule: messenger RNA, 279 nt
Organism: Funneliformis mosseae
Lineage: Eukaryota; Fungi; Glomeromycota; Glomeromycetes; Glomerales; Glomeraceae
Source: the annotation of a GenBank genome assembly